CCCACGCUCACUCACACCCACCUUCACUUCAUCACCACCAUCACCUCUCUGGACCCAAAUGCGUCUAGAGCUCUAGACUUUCUGCUUACAGACCUCACACACACUGUUUGGGGUCUCUUGCCGGGAUAAAAUUUUCAACUUUUUUUUUGUAGCUAUAAUUAAUAGCUAGUAGCCAUUGGGUACUAGACGCUCCUAGGCGCAGGAUAGCUUACAAUUCUUCAAGGAAACUUUUUCUUUCUUGAAGAAGCGCUUGCACUAAUCAGUAUUCAUUUGAUUCCUAGAAUUUUUGGAACAAACAGAGAUUUGUCAUCCGGCAGAUGAACAGAGUGCGUUAGCUUUUGCAGCUACACAGCUGAUGUAUGCUGACUUGUGGCAUUCUCAUUUUUGCAAUCAGAAUCUCCUCGGGUGCCUUUGUUGUUCCGCAUCCAGUUCCUGUUUGGGUUGACACUUCUUCGUUACUUUUGCUCAACCCAACGCAUUUGUCUCUGGCUGGUUGGCUGACUGAGGGUCUCUCCAUGAAAAAGGUCAACCUGAAUGGGAAGAGCCUGUAUGUUGCCUUGGACGUCUUGUAUAUACUCUUAUUGCCUUCGGCUUGUAAGGUCACACAAGCUGUUUUGGAUGCCUGGUCGAUCCUUCAGGAUGCAGACAAAAGGAAGGCCUACGAUGCUGUCUGGCACAAGACAAGGAAUGAAGAACUAGCAGCUGCAGUUGCAGAGGCACGACGACGGGAGGGGAACGAGCUUUACAAGGAAGCGCAGGCACUUGCCAAAGCUUCCGGCCCUGACAGUCUGUCGGCUGCAACAGCUGCAUUGUCGAAGUACCAGGCAGCAAUCGAGAAAUACUCGGAGGGCAUAGACCUGGCACCAACGGAUCACCGCAUCCGCAGCAACCGAGCUUUGUGCUACAGUGCCUUGAAGGACUGGCAAAAAUGCAAGGAGGAUGCUGCAGCUGUUAUUGAGAUGAGGCCUGACUUCAUGAAGGGUUGGUUCUUGCUUGUCAAAGCAUUUUGGAAGGAAGGCAAUCCAGUCACUGCUCAGCGCCAACUGGAGUUGGGAUUGCAGGCCAUCCCCGACAGCUCCGAGCUGCUCGCGCUGCAAGAAGAGCUUGCCCCAGAGGUCCAGGCUGCUUGCAACGGGGACUUACUACCACCGGUGCCCAAAGGUAGAAGUAGCAGAAACGUGUCGCCUUCAUGCACACCCGUGCAAGGCAAUUCAAGAUCAGGCUCUAGGGUUGCCACACCGCCUCCUGUGCGCGGUGCAUCCAAAUCGUCGGGUCGCCAAAGAUCAACAUCGCGUUCUCGAUACCCCAGUGCAGGUGCCGGUGCCUGGGAAGACACAGCGAGAUUUGGAGAAGAAGCAGAAAGGACUGCGCAAUUUGGCUCCUACAUGGCGGGUCAUUGCAGCUCCAGUCCUAUGCCGCCUCCAUCCCCACCGCCGCCACCGCGAGAAGGUGGAUCGACACCGCCACCACCACCAAUUUCGCAACGUACAAAGGGAUCUUCCCUGGCUUCUAUGGCAGCCUCGAGCCGGCUGGGAGUCCAUGGCACUUGAGCCUCGAGCACAUCCUCUGGCAACGUGUUGGUGCUCCCCAUUUUUAAUCUCUCCAAUCCUUGCAACUCACGUUCUCAAAGAAAGAGUGUCUGGUACAUCUGAUACGUUCACUGGGCCUUGUGCUUUUUCAACCUUUUCAAGUGCUGACGAUUCUAGUGGAGAACUUCGUUAUAAAGGUGCGCGUUUUGAAGCAGAUUCAGCAAUCAGCCGCUUGAGUUGCGGCUAGCUGUGUAAAAAGGAUGACCUUCCGUUGUGAUUUGCACGGACAAAGUGUUUCACACCUGCCGCAGAAGCGCUCGUGGCCAGAAGCCAAUGUUGACAACAGACGGAUGGCUUAAUAAAUUGUGCUGGCACUUGCAAUGGCAAUGCUACAUGAAGCAAUAUGCUCACAUAAAUCUGAAUGCCUCCAGUACUGAUUCUUG
Messenger RNA from Durusdinium trenchii, 1972 nucleotides. Lineage: Eukaryota; Dinophyceae; Suessiales; Symbiodiniaceae. The record is from the annotation of a GenBank genome assembly.